GUUGUUGGUCAGAAUCAGACAAGAGUGAAACAACAGUAAACAUCAAAAUAUUUACGCGGCAUUCAUUUCGCAGUUUCGCGCAUCGAUUGGUUUCCGCAAAAUAAAAAUGUCCAGACCGCAGAAAAGUGGUUCGGACUGGGAAAAGUUGGCCCGGGAAAUGGAAGACGAUGGCCCGGAAGAGGAAGAAAUUGAUACCCUGGAGGCGCUCACGGAAAAAAUGAGAAACACCCCCAAAGGAAUGUUCGUCAGUGGCUGGGAGGAUCCGAACGAUCUGGUCGAGGAGGACAAAACCCCGGAAGCUUCUCUGGAAAGACUGGCGCUGUGGGCAGCUGGUGAGAAUAAGCUGGAAAUUUUGGAAGACGUUCUAGCUAAGAAGCCUUCGGUAGUGCAUUCGGUUGAUCCGGACGGCUAUACUCCGCUUCAUAAAGCAUGCUAUAAUAAUAACCGGGAGAUGGCUGAGCUGCUGCUUCGGCACGGUGCUGAUCCGAAUGCCAAAACAGAGCUGGGUUGGACUCCACUGCACUCGGCCUGCAAAUGGAACAAUGCGGAAUGUGCUGCCCUAAUGUUGCAACAUGGAGCUAACAUUAACGAGGUGUCCCAGGGAGAUCAAACGCCACUUCACAUCACCUCAACUGUGUCCAACUGCCGAUCGACGCUGGUCACUUUACUCAUGAACGACAACAUCAAACCGGAUAUGGUCAAUAAUUCCGGUGAAACGGCGGCUACAAUCGCGAAACGAACCGGACUUUCCUAUCCGAUGUUUGAAAUGGCACAUUCGUCACUGAGCGUGGAAACUGGAAUUAUCGAUUAAGUUAAUCUCAACAUUAGGGAAUAGGGAUUAGAGUUGAUUAUGUGAGUCACGUGACGUGACUCGUGAAAUUGCACUUCGUCGUCCUAAUUUUAGGAAAGAGAAGUAAGUUCAGAUGAGCUCCGAAGUCCGAUCGCAGCUCAUGUAAGUUAUCUUUUUUUUGCUUGGAGUGGAGACUGGUGUCUGCACUGUUAUAAUGAUAAAUUUGCUAAGUUACGUAACGUGCCUCGCAGAAUAAAACCCAGUAUAGACCUUGUGGAGUAGUAUAACUAAAGUUAAUUUAAAGGUUUUUCAAAUACACAUUGUA
Uranotaenia lowii is the source of this 1115-nucleotide messenger RNA. RefSeq names its product ankyrin repeat domain-containing protein 49 (gene Ankrd49). The record is from RefSeq and is a predicted model, not a curated record. Gene Ontology annotation, molecular function: protein binding. Bases 107 to 811 code for a protein of 234 amino acids. The transcript is spliced from 2 exons. Lineage: Eukaryota; Metazoa; Arthropoda; Insecta; Diptera; Culicidae.